AUGAAGUCAUACAUUAUAUAGAAUUUAUCAAUUUAUUCAAUUUACUGUAUUAUAAAGGAGAAAAAAUUAAAACCUUGUUAUUUUUUUUUAUAAAAUGAAAUAUUCGCAAACAAUAAUAGAUAGUAUAUAUAUCUAUUGAAUUAAAUAAACAUUCCAUUAAUAUAGAUUGACCUGCUUGAGAAAAUAUUUUCAAAAUGAUGCAAUUCAUGCUGUUAUUCAGCCGCCAAGGUAAAUUGCGGUUGCAGAAAUGGUACGUGGCACAUCCAGAUAAAUUGAAGAAGAAAAUCACACGUGAAUUAAUCACCACUGUCCUGGCUAGGAAACCCAAGAUGUGUUCCUUUUUAGAGUGGAAAGAUGUCAAAGUUGUCUACAAAAGGUAUGCAUCACUCUACUUCUGUUGUGCCAUGGAACAGGAAGAUAAUGAGCUACUCACUUUGGAACUCAUCCACCGCUAUGUGGAACUCCUUGACAAAUAUUUUGGAAGUGUAUGUGAACUGGAUAUAAUAUUCAACUUCGAGAAGGCCUACUUCAUAUUGGACGAGCUGGUCCUCGGUGGAGAGUUGCAAGAGACCAGCAAGAAGAAUGUUCUGAAGGCAAUAGCUGCACAGGAUCUGCUGCAAGAGGACGAGACGGUGGAUGCCGCGCUCCGGGAGGUGGGCCUCCUAUGAGGGCUUGGACUUCGCCAGCAAACAUCCGCACCUAUACAGCACGGAUAUUGUACCUAAUUUCUACAAGCCUGCCAUAAAGAUGGCGACUCUGUCUUCCCCCAUUGGUGGAAUUAUAACUGCAGCGAACUGCGUUUAUGUAACAACUCUUAAAAUGUUUUAAUUGAAACAAAUUAAAAUCAAUUUGCGAUUUUGUACGAAUUUGAAAGUUAUAGUUGCAAUAUUGUUACAACUCACUCCUGCGACUGCAACUGUCAAAUAAUACUUACAUAGUCACAAAUAUGUAUUUUAAUCUGUUACAAAAAGCGUUACAUAAUAAAGUUCCAGAUUAAUAUGCAUUGUGCUAAGUAUUUGUUAUUAUAUAUAUAUACGUAAUAAUUUUUAUUUUUAUAAAAUGUUAGAAAAAAAUAAUUGAAGUUAUCCAUAAACAUAUGAAUCUGAACUAACAACUUUACUGGGCAUUUAAUAGGUAAUACAUAUUAGUAAAAUUACCUAAUUAGAUAUACAUCUAUGUUGUAGCCCCUAUUUUCUAAAUACAUACUCUAAUUUCAUAUAAUUUUAAUUUCUAUUAUUUUCAAAGUACUUAAUCAAUUUUCAAGCAGUAAUUUUUUUUUUUAAUUUAUAUAUGAUUAGAACGUGUUCAACUAAAGUACCUGUAUCCAUAUACAGGUUCUUCAGUUGAACACGUUUUGAUACAAAUAAUAUAUCAAAACAAUAACUAUAUUGCCUUUAAACGAUCAAAAUUGACGAAAAAUAAGUAAAGUUAUUUUUGGUAUAUAUCUAAUUUAAUAAGACAAUUAUUUUAUUUACCAUGUCUUUAAAUAUCUUUAAUUUACAUUCCAUAUAUGAUUUAUUUGUAUAGUAUACCUACAAAUAAUAAAACAAGAACUAAACAAAUAAUGUAUUUAGGGUAAGCCGUUAUCUGUAGAUAGGAACCUAAUUUUUGUUUUCAUUUUUCAUAUAUAGUAAUUACGUUUUUUACAAUCAACGAAUUUAUUUAAUGUUAAGCAAUUCUUAUACUAUUACAAAAGGAUUUUCUACUUGUAAGUAACAAUGUAGUACUCUUCGAUAUUUUUAUCUACUAUUUACCCCUGAAAAUAGUUUUUAUGAUUAAGAAUUUCCAAUAAAACAUUCCGCGUUUACUAUCGUACCUAUAUUUACUGUAUUUAUCCAUAGAUUCUAAACUGAGAAGCUUAACUGUUAUUUAAGAAGAAAUAGUAAGUGUGUAGGUCAAUAUACACCUAAUAUUUACCUAUUAUGUAAGGUAUAACUGAAGUACUUAUUUACAAACAAACCCAGGCUCGGUCAUAGGUCUUUUUCCAAAAAUCUUAAGUAACUUGGACAAAGUACUGUACUGUAAUAAACAGUGAUUGUAUUAUACAAACGAAUGACUUGAGAUUACUUUUAAAACCAAAGCGAACUAUAUUCAUAAAUACAAUAUUAAAGAUAAAAUAACAUGUACAUACACAUAUAUUUUUUAAACAGAUUUUUAAUAUAAUAUAAUUAUUGUUAAAUUUAUAACAACUUGUAUAUUAUUGAAUACUUAAAGACUUAUUGUUUGUUAUAUUUUCUUUGCAUAGUUUAACGUUAAUUAAAUGAUUUUAUGCGCAUUAUUAUUAUAUCUGUUUUAGUUUAUUAACAUAUAAAAACUUAAACAUCAAAAUAAGAAAUAGAUAUUUUGAAGAAAACUUACCUACUUGCAUUUUAUUACUGAGUACUUUUUUAUAACUAGUUUAAGAUUACAAAAUAAGGAUUUUUCUAUUUGUUUUUUUAUAAUAUAUUUUUUUUAAUCAGAAAUUUUAGAUGUACAGCAACGUACCUACAUGUAUGCUGAGAAGUUUUUUAUAAUUAAAUAAAAUGUCAUACCUACUUAUAACAAUAUCAAUUUAUCAUAAGAUUUGUUACCUAAAUAUAUCAAUAAAUGUUUUUUGUCUUUUAUUGUUUUAGUCUUUUAUUGAAUGCAAAAAUAAAGUAUGUGUAUUUCGAAG
Achroia grisella is the source of this 2653-nucleotide messenger RNA. It is a transcript of the gene AP-1sigma, whose product is annotated as AP-1 complex subunit sigma-2. NCBI's taxonomy places the organism in Eukaryota, Metazoa, Arthropoda, Insecta, Lepidoptera, Pyralidae. The record is from RefSeq and is a predicted model, not a curated record. The transcript is spliced from 5 exons. Gene Ontology annotation, biological process: intracellular protein transport; vesicle-mediated transport. Bases 195 to 668 code for a protein of 157 amino acids. Gene Ontology annotation, molecular function: clathrin-cargo adaptor activity. Gene Ontology annotation, cellular component: AP-1 adaptor complex; intracellular membrane-bounded organelle; membrane coat.